Messenger RNA from Conger conger (European conger), 2075 nucleotides. RefSeq names its product threonine aldolase 1 (gene tha1). The record is from RefSeq and is a predicted model, not a curated record. Gene Ontology annotation, biological process: glycine biosynthetic process; L-threonine catabolic process. Gene Ontology annotation, molecular function: L-allo-threonine aldolase activity. Bases 272 to 1555 code for a protein of 427 amino acids. The transcript is spliced from 7 exons. Lineage: Eukaryota; Metazoa; Chordata; Actinopteri; Anguilliformes; Congridae. Gene Ontology annotation, cellular component: cytosol.
CACUUCGUGUUCUUUUUUCAAAAAUGUGGAUUUAAUUUAGAAAAAAAAUUUGUAUGCGAGGAAAUAAUUUCGUCUUUUGCACAAAAUUAUUUGUAAAAUAAAUAAGGAAAUUCUGAUCGAUUGUGUAUGUUCGAUUACACUUGCCUUCUGUUGUAAAACCAAGAUGGAAUCAAUGAUUGGCGGAUAUGUUCUAAAGUUCAGCGAAAUAAUAUAAUUCCAAGUCCAAUUGUCAACGCAACAAAUCGCUAGGAGUCUUGAACAGACUGCCGACAUGACCGCGAAAACCCUUCGUAUUUCAGCGCGGGUGUUUUUGCACUUUGGGAAGCGUAAUGCAAACCGAGUCGUCCAUUAUGGGCGCCCGGCACUGGAAAGAAAUCCUCCUGUUCGGCACUACUAUGAAACUGCUAAACCUGCUCAAGACAGCUCGGUUUCGGUUCGGACGGUAGACCUGCGGAGCGACACCGUCACCAAGCCCGGAACAGCAAUGCGCCAAGCCAUGGCCAUAGCAGAAGUUGGAGACGAUGUUUUCGGAGAAGAUCCGACUGUUAAUGAACUUCAGCGACGUGCCGCAGAUAUAUUUGGAAUGGAAGCAGCCCUCUUUGUGCCCUCAGGAACCAUGAGCAAUCUCAUUGCUGUGAUGGUGCACUGCAGAGAGCGAGGAGACGAGAUUAUCGUGGGGGAUCUCUCUCACCUGCACAUGUAUGAGCAGGGAGGCAGUGCACAGCUGGCUGGCGUUCACUCCACCAUGGUUACCAACCUACCCGACGGGACCUUUGACCUGGGUCAGCUGGAAGCCAAAAUUCGCCAUGGAUACCCUGAUGCCCACUUCCCCCGCUCACGGCUGGUCUGUGUGGAGAACACCCACAACAUCCAGGGGGGGCGCGUACUGCCCCUCUCUUUCCUUCAGGAGCUGCGGUCUGUAGCGGAGCGCUACAACCUGGCGGUACACAUGGAUGGGGCAAGAGUAAUGAAUGCCGCGGUGGCCCUGGGCGUCUCUCCGUCCGUCAUUCUGCGGCACUGCGACACCGUCAGCGUCUGUCUGUCCAAGGGGCUGGGGGCUCCCGUGGGCACCAUGCUAGGUGGGCCGCAGGACUUCAUUCAGAGGGCGCUGCGUGCCCGUAAGGCUCUGGGGGGGGGGCUGCGGCAGUCGGGCAUCCUGGCAGCAGCUGGCUUAGUUGCACUGACUGGCAUGGUGGACAGGCUAGAGGAGGACCACCGACACGCCAAAAUCUUCGCCCAAGCUCUGCUAGAUUGUGACCCCCCCCUCUACCACGUGGAUAUGGCUUCUGUGGAGACCAACAUUGUGCGUUUUUACUUGCGCGACCCCCUGCUGACCCCUGGCGAGUUCUGCGAGCGCUUGGCAACGGUGGCGGAGGGCGAGGCCCGGGCGCUGGGGCGGGGCACACGCGUCCUCAUGUUUCCCCACGUCGGGGGCUCUGUCCGGGCCGUCUGGCACCUGGGGGUCACGGAGGAAGACACCCGGUCGGCCAUCCUCAAACUGCGCUUCGUAGCCCAGCAGCGCGCGAAGGAGCGCCACGCGGCCGCUGAAGCCUGAGACCUGCUGGGAAACUGUCCCCCGGAAACAGAGCCCUGCUCCUGGGUUGAGCUUAUUGAGAAUGAGGAUGGUCUGCGACAUUCCUGAAAUGCGUGGGUAAUCUCAAAUCCUUUGUUAAUGGUUACGGAGGUUAAUGGGCGAGAACUGGGACCUUCCCGAAGGAUGAUUGUGCAUGAUUGCAUUUAGAACACAUCACUGUACACUGAAGGUUUGGUGGCCGUCGCCUACUACACGAAUGGAGCGUUGCCUACUGUUUAUUUACAAAGCUCUCUUAAAGGCAUACAAUGCAAGAUUUUUCACCUUGAAAAUAUUUUAAAACAAACAUUACUAUGAUUCACUGACAAGCUGUGUCUGUGUUUACUUCUGCCCAAUACCUUGCUUCUCUACUUUUUAUUCUAAAAACUAAUCGAGCUGCUUCUGGGUGUGGAAUUUUACAUUUUUGUACUGUAUCAGAAAAUCAUGUUUCUGAAACACUGAAGAAUUGCGUGUUCCAUGAUCCAAUAAAAGGAAGGCAAGAGGA